UUUGACUGGCAGCACUGUUUGAAUGACGUAAUUAAUCUGGCAUUAUGGCAGAAUUCUAGAAUAUUUAAAAACUCGAAUACGAGCAUUAUGUGUGUAUAUGACGUUACAAUUAACAUAACACGUGACUAUAUUUUACAAAUUUCAGUGGUGAGUAGUCAAAGAAAGCAAAUAAUGUUUUUAAAUAUUUUGUUUAAUUCUUGAAAUGCGCAUUAUAACAACUGGUUUAUGCGAAAAGUUUACGAAGACUAAACAUUUGUGUUUAAAUCGUUUGCACACCUGCGUCAAUCACUACAACAUGUCACGAACUGCGGGGAUUCUAAUAAUAGGUGAUGAAAUAUUGAAAGGACAAACCCAAGACACAAACUCCGUUUAUUUAUCUCAAUCCUUGCAUAAGUUGGGGGUUAAUGUGCGAAAGAUUUCAGUGAUUGGGGAUAAUGUUGAUGAGAUUGCUGUUGAGGUGAGAAAGUUUUCAUCGGAUUAUGAUAUGGUUUUAACAUCGGGUGGCAUCGGACCCACCCAUGAUGAUGUCACACUGGAGGGUGUGGCACGCGCUUGUGAUGUCACAAUCCACCCACACCCAACGUUGGUGGAAUUAUGCGAAAAAUACUUUGGGGUGAAAGAUUUAAACUCCCCGCAAUUGAAACUCGCUCAUGUUCCCGAAACCUCACAACUUCACUUUGGGGUCGACCCCGUUAAAAAAGAAAAACUAAAAUUCCCGUUGAUCGCUGUCAACAAUAUCUAUGUUUUCCCAGGAAUUCCUGUCCUACUUCAAAGACUCUUCACAAGUUUGCAACAUUUGUUCAAAACUGAAGAUAAGUUUUCAACGAAAGAAAUUCUGGUUAAUUGUUUGGAAACGGAAAUUGCUGAGGUUUUACAAAACUGUGUGGACGAAUUCAAGCACGCGGGUUUAAACAUUGGAUCUUACCCUGAUUGGUCGAAUAAUUAUUACAAGGUUCGGAUUGUAUUGGAAUCGCUCAACCAUGAAGUGGUUGACGCCGCCACUCAAUAUUUACAUAUGCGCUUGCCAAGUGAUCGGAUCUUACUAAACUAUGUGUUGGAUCCUGUAUCGUUGAAUGGUGGAGACAUCAAUGCAACAAACUUUCAAUCAAUGUUGUGGCAUAAAGUUAAAUCAUCAUUGGAAGUUUUAGAAGAAACCUUACGCAAGUAUGAACCUCAUGAAAUAUGUGUUGGUUUUAAUGGAGGGAAGGAUUGUACUGCGUUGUUGCAUUUGUAUCACGCUGCCCUGUGUAGAGCAGGUAUUGAGAUCAACCCAACAAACUUCAAAGCUUUGUACAUCAAGGAUAAAUAUCCAUUCGAGGAAGUUGAACAGUUCAUGGAGAGUUCCGUCAUCAGAUACAAAUUCCACCUCACCACGAUGACGGGCGAUAUGAAGCAAGCAUUGGAAGCAUUGAAGCGUGACCACCCAUCCAUAAAAGCUGUUGUCAUGGGAACUCGAUGUAGCGACCCACAUUCUAUGGAUUUAUCCUCGUUCACGAUGACGGAUUCUGAUUGGCCGAGGUUUAUGAGAGUCAACCCGCUAUUGCACUGGACGUACCACGAUGUUUGGAAAUUCAUGAGGAAACUUUAUCUUCCAUAUUGUGUGUUGUAUGAUAAGGGAUACACGAGUUUGGGAAGUCGCGAUAAAACCGAACGCAACAAGAAGUUGCUGACCACCAAUAUACAUGGCAGUUCAAUGUAUUUGCCCGCUUAUACUUUACAAGAUGGAGACUUGGAAAGGAAUGGACGACUGUGAUUUAUCUAUGCAAUAAUUACUUUUAUCAAAGCAAUAAAUUAAUUCAAGUUAAACAA
This is a messenger RNA of Ciona intestinalis (vase tunicate), 1809 nucleotides long. Lineage: Eukaryota; Metazoa; Chordata; Ascidiacea; Phlebobranchia; Cionidae. The record is from RefSeq and is a predicted model, not a curated record.